Molecule: messenger RNA, 1248 nt
Organism: Raphanus sativus (radish)
Lineage: Eukaryota; Viridiplantae; Streptophyta; Magnoliopsida; Brassicales; Brassicaceae
Product: transcription factor bHLH153
Exons: 6
Coding region: 556-1005 (149 amino acids)
Biological process (GO): regulation of transcription by RNA polymerase II
Cellular component (GO): nucleus
Molecular function (GO): protein dimerization activity; RNA polymerase II cis-regulatory region sequence-specific DNA binding; DNA-binding transcription factor activity, RNA polymerase II-specific
Source: RefSeq, a predicted model, not a curated record
GGAAUGACUUAUCUUUAGUAAAUGCGUUGCUAAAAAUAAAAAUCUUUGGUCAUUUCUGUUUCAUAAAGUUAAAGUUUGCAAAAAAGGUUAAAUGGUAGUAGUGUUUCUUUAGCACACACACACACACAGUUUCUUCUGUCUCUCUCUCUCUUUCUCUCCCCUAUUCUAAAGCCGAGAUUUGUGCGAAUGCUCUAGUCCUUUUUAAAAGAAACACUUCGCCAUAUUCACUUAGCCUGAGCUCUUCUUUCUUCUUCGUGACCUGAUAUUGCGUUACACAGCACAGCACGAUCUUCCAAAAGGACAUGUAAUACGGUUUGGGAUUUUUCCUUUUGGACUGAGAAAACUCAAAACAUAGAGUGUGUGAGAGAGAAACAUCUUUGUCUUCUCGGUUUUUGUGUUGUCAAGAAGCUCAAGGACAAAAAAAAUAAUACAAUUGUUUUUAGGGUUUUGAGGAAGAAAAGUUUGAGCUUUGAGAAGUUGUGAGUGGUGUGUUCUUGAAGAACAAAGCUUUUUAUUACAUUCCUCUGCCAAUUCGUGACUCUCACCUCUCCCCGGAUGGAGUUCUCUAGAGAAGCUGGAAUGAUGAUGGAAAAUAAGCGGAGUGUAUGCUCUCUCGAAGAAAGUAGCAUCAAGCGUCACAAGUCUGAUCUCUCUUUCAGUUCCAAGCAGAGAAAGGACAAAGCUGGAGAACGUAUCUCAGCUCUUCAACAGAUAGUUUCCCCUUACGGAAAGACCGACACUGCAUCAGUUCUUCAAGACGCGUUUCAUUACAUAGAGUUUCUACAUGAACAAGUGAAGGUGCUAAGCGCUCCGUAUCUGCAAACAAUGACCGCUGCUACGCAGGAGGAGCUGGAGCAGUACAGUCUGAGAAACAGAGGAUUAUGUCUUGUUCCAAUGGAGUAUACAACCGGAGUUGCUCAAAGCAACGGGGCUGAUAUCUGGGCGCCCGUGAAGACUCCUCCAUCUCCAGCUUUCGGCGUCAAGUCUCAAUCACCCUUUAGAUGACUGAUUCAGACUCUUCCCAACCUACUAAGAUCUUUGUCUUAAGCCUUAAGAAGAUGGUCAAUUGUUAUUGUUCAAAUCCUGCCUCUGUAUCAUACUUAGACCAGAGGAACAUGAAGUUGGUUUGGAACAGCUCAGAGUUGAUGAUGGCUGUUUCUAUUUGACUGCUUAUUUGACCGCCUUAAAUAUGUAAUUUGCCUAAGCUUAAACCAAACGAUUCUAAUGCUAAGUAAUCUUUAUGCCAAA